Molecule: messenger RNA, 898 nt
Organism: Cynara cardunculus var. scolymus (artichoke)
Lineage: Eukaryota; Viridiplantae; Streptophyta; Magnoliopsida; Asterales; Asteraceae
Exons: 5
Coding region: 60-785 (241 amino acids)
Biological process (GO): ubiquitin-dependent protein catabolic process via the multivesicular body sorting pathway
Cellular component (GO): ESCRT I complex
Molecular function (GO): ubiquitin binding
Source: RefSeq, a predicted model, not a curated record
AAAGUAUCCAUGGAUACCGUCGGGUCAACGGCAACCGCGUAUGUACCCGUCUAGGGUCUAUGUUCUUCUCUACACGCUCUUGUUUCCCGACCCUCUCUGCCGUUCCAUCUCCAUCAACAAUGGAUUACGAUUUCAGAAAUAGGCUGAAUCCACCGUAUAAUUCACAAUCCUCCAUGUACAACCGCCCAACACCGUCGUCUUCGUCGUCGCCGAUGUCGUCGUCGACUCAUCAGAUGUACGGUCCGUCAUCGCUCUACCCUAAGGUCGGUCAAUCCGGUGGUCACUCCGUUGUUCAUCCGCCCUCCCGCACCAACACCACCUCCUCUUCCUCAGGAAUGGGGAUUAGGGUUACAUUAAAACCGGAAUUUCGGAUUACACCACCGCCUCAAAUGUCCCCACACAUUGGAGAGGUUCCUCGUAGCACAUUUCAGUUUGACUUCGAACUGGAGAGGAAGAUACUUGCUGAAGCAGAGAAGGAAAACCCAAAUUGGAGCAAGCUUGGGUUGGAAAACCAUCCCCAUAAAACUGCAAAACCAAUAUCUCGUCCCAACUCUUCUAAUGUAGAUCCAGUGGUGGGGAAAUACAUAGCAACAGGUCUUAAUAGAGAGGCAGUACCUAUUGCAGUUGCCAAAUAUGGAGAUAAUCCAACUAAGGUUAGGGAAUUUGUGCAUGGUUAUAGUGUUUUGCGAGAGAUGGGGUUUGAAGCUAAUAGUAUUGCUGAAGCAUUAUUCAGCCAUGACAACGAUAAGGAGGCUGCAGCGCAUUUUCUGAGCGCUUCAUCCUGAACAAAUAUUAGCUUGUAUCAUAUUAUUAUUUGUGUUUGUGGUUGUGGCUGUGGUUGUAAAAUGUGGUUGUACAUUGAAUUUCAUGAAUAACUUCUCAUGGUUGUGUUGCCUUA